Molecule: messenger RNA, 1458 nt
Organism: Hirsutella rhossiliensis
Lineage: Eukaryota; Fungi; Ascomycota; Sordariomycetes; Hypocreales; Ophiocordycipitaceae
Product: maf1 regulator domain-containing protein
Exons: 5
Coding region: 1-1458 (485 amino acids)
Biological process (GO): negative regulation of transcription by RNA polymerase III; vesicle-mediated transport
Cellular component (GO): AP-1 adaptor complex; nucleus
Molecular function (GO): clathrin-cargo adaptor activity; RNA polymerase III core binding
Source: RefSeq, a predicted model, not a curated record
AUGGCGAUUCAAUACCUCAUCCUGCUGUCCCGCCAGGGCAAAGUGCGCCUUGCCAAAUGGUUCACGACCCUGUCUCCCAAGGACAAGGCCAAGAUUGUCAAGGACGUGACGCAGCUGGUCCUCGCACGUCGAACUCGCAUGUGCAAUUUCCUCGAGUACAAAGACACGAAGAUCGUAUACCGACGAUAUGCCUCCCUUUUCUUCAUCGCUGGCUGCUCAUCCGAAGACAACGAGCUCAUCACCCUCGAGAUCAUCCACCGAUACGUCGAGCAGAUGGACAAGUACUACGGAAACGUGUGCGAGUUGGACAUCAUCUUCUCCUUUACAAAGGCAUAUUACAUCCUCGACGAGCUUUUGCUGGCUGGCGAGCUGCAGGAAAGCAGCAAGAAGAAUGUGCUGCGGUGCAUAGGGCAGCAAGACUCACUCGAGGACAUGGAGUACCUCCCGGUGCGCGACUUCGAAGCCGUCACGAGCGCGCUCAACUUCAACACGCCCGACUGCAACGUCACGGGCGGCUGCGAUCUCUACACGACCAAGUCGACCGGCUCCGACAAGAAACUCUACAAGAACAUCGACAAAGACCUCAGCUCCCAGCAUGCCGCGCUCUUGAAGCUCGGCGCCAGCCUGUCUCCGCCCGACCGCGAACAGAUGCUUGCCACGUCGCCCAGCAUGCAGCUCUUCUCGACCUCGAGCGCCUUUGGCCCCCUGUCGGAGCUCUCGAGUCGCCGCACUUUUGCCUAUCUGAUUGCGACGCUCAACGCGAGCCAUCCUCACUACGACUUCUCUCAUGUUCUGCGGCCCGGCGACUUCAAGCGCGAGCGGAAUCUGCGGCGCGUCAUGAUCAACCUGGAUUCCAUCCUGCAGAACGUGCGACCCGGCCUGGAAGCGACGUCGCUUGACUCCUCGCCCGGCAGUAACCUGAACUCGGUUUGGGGCCCCCGGUGCUGGUCACUGAUUGACAAGGAAAUGCGGCUUAACGAGUGCACCAUCUUCAGUUACCACCCCGAUCCCGACCCGUUCGAGGAGGACGAGAGCGCCAUCUGGGCGGUGCACUACUUCUUCUUCAACCGAGCCCUGAAGCGGGUGGCCUAUCUCUACGUCCGCGUUGUCCCCGUCAUCUCGUCCACGAGUCCGACGCUGCGGCCCACAAAGCUCGGCCAGCACAAGCGGCAGACCGACUUUGACUCGGAAGGCGCCAAGAAGCGCGCCAGGUACUGGCUCGGUGACCGCGAUGCCGAACUGGUGCCUCCCUACGAGGACGACGAGGGCCCCCCCGACGAUGGCUUGUUCUGGAACCGCGGAUCGGAUGGCGACCUGGUGCCCUUUUCGGACGACGAUUAUUUCCCGGAGCUGGACGAGGACUACGAGGAGCCUGACGACGAUGACGACAGCCAGGAGCCUGGCAAAUGCAACGAGAGACUGAUGAGUGAGGACAUUGCCGGGCGGAUGGAGAUUUGA